CCCUACUCGACGUCUACGCACACUUGUCGAACUCCAAGUUCGAUUGUUCUUCUUUUUCUUUUGUCUUUUGCUGCGGGUUCCCGCCGUCGAACAUCCCUACGAUCCCCCGGAUACCCACGACUCGUCUCUGCCGACAAGGUUGCGGCUCGGGACGCGGCGCCACGUGAAGUCGCAUCCAAGAUCCCCGCGUUUGGCCGUGACACGACUCCAACAUGUUCAAGUACAUCAAAGCCGCCCUCGCGCCCAAUAUCGAGCCAGAGCUCCCGGCGGCCUACUUCGAGAACAUCAAUGCCGUCCGGAAGCUGUCGUUUACGUCCUCGAGCGACUUCUCGCUCCCGGAAUUCGACCCGCUCACAGCGUCCGCGUAUGAGCUGUCGGAGAUGCUCAACGCUGGAGCUAUCACGAGCGUAGAGAUUAUUGAGGCGUAUCUACAUCAGAUUGACCAGCACAAUCGGAGAGGGAGGCAGCUGCGCGCUUUGAUUUCGGUAGCUCCCAGGCAUGAGUUGAUGCGGAUAGCGAGGAGACUGGACGACGAGAGGGCGAGAGGGAAGAGAAGGAGCCCGCUUCACGGCAUCCCGAUAGUGCUCAAAGACAACAUCAUGACAGAUGCGAAUCUGGGAAUGGACACGACAGUCGGUUCCUACGCUUUCGUCGGAUGCAUACCGAAGAAGAACGCCACGAUCGUCGACCGACUGAUCCGGAGGGGCCUUAUAAUACUCGGCAAGUCGAACUUGACCGAGUUCUGCGGCCUCAAGAACCCUUCGAUGCCUCCGGGCUGGUCGGCGGUGGGAGGACAGUGCCAGUCACCGUACGUCGCGAGACAUAUUGCGAAGAAGAAGCUACACUGGGAGCUUUCGGCGCCAGGAGGGUCAUCUACGGGCUCUGCUGUGAGCGUAGCUUCUGGAUUCAGCACGCUCGCUAUUGGAACCGAUACGAUCGGCUCGCUCAUCACACCUGCAAAUCGCGGUGCGCUAUACGCACUGAAGCCGACAGUUGGAGAGGUACCGAUGGACGGCAUUUUCACGCUUAGCAAGAGCUUCGACUCCGCGGGCGGAAUGGCCAAAUCCGCCAAAGACCUCGUAGCCCUCAUGGACGCCCUGCUCUCCCCCACCAGCAAAGAGUCCAGCGCCCGCGUCCCCAAGACAUGUUUCCGGAUCAAGGAAGACUGGGGCAACCUGCGCAUUGGCUUUACCGAGCCGACCAUCUGGAGCUCGUGGCGGAAGUGCGGUCGGAUCAACGCUGACGCCGAGCGCUUCAUGCUUCAGAAAUACGAAAUGGUGGUUCAGAGCCUGAUCGAGAUGGGUGUGGAUAUCGUGUAUCCGGUUGAGCUGCCUAGUCAGGCCAGUCUGAAUUUGGACGGGAAGAAUAGCUUCGAGCCGAUUGUUUACUCAGAGUUCAAAGAAUGCCUCGCAGAGUUCAUCCGCCAAUUCAAAAUCACAAAAGUCCACUCCCUCGCCGAAAUCAUAAACUUCAACCUCGAGCAUCCCGAGCUCACCCUCCCACCCUCUUGUCCACACCAAAACGACCUCAUGGCCGCCCUCCAAUCCGGCGUCCUGCGCGACCAAGUCCGCGCCGCCCGCGAACACCUCCAAACCGCCGGCGGCCGCGACGGCCUCGACUACCUCUUCUCAUCCCUCCAACUCGACAUCGUCGUCGCCCCCGGCGACGCUGCGCUCUCCUCUCUCGCCGCCGCAGCCGGCUACCCCACAGCCGCAUGCCCGCUCUCCGCUCUAAAGCUCAACGGUCAACCGUUUGGCAUGACGCUAGCCUCUCCACCGCACACCGAGCACGUCCUGCUGCACUUCCUCACCGCAUACGAAGCCACGUUCCCGCCGCGCGCACUUCCCUUACCACUUAGCACCGUACCCUUGCAGGAUCCGCACCCAGAACCGCUGCCCGACAAACCGAUCGUCGACCUCAUUCUGCACGAGUGGGACACAAGGCGAUUCAGCUGCAGUGCGGAUGCGCUAGCCGAUUGGCUGAAUGCACGAUGGAGGAAGAGCGGGUAUGAGCUGAGUGCCGAGACAGUGUGUGAGGUGCUGAGGAGUAAUGGGCGCAUUGCAUUUAGGGGGUUGGGGGAUGAUGCUGCGGGCGCUUUUGCGAGAUGAGCUGGGCUCGUUUCUUCUCGUCUUUUCUGCUUUUCGUUUCUUGAACGAGGACAGGUCGUGGUUUUUUUUUUUUCCUUUGUGCGUUUGGUGUGGUGGGCAGGGAUUUAGCGUGGUGUUUUGGCGGCUUUUGCAUAUGAUAUCCACUCGCUUGUUGCAUUUUCAUGGGAUUGGGGGGCUGACUGGAAAAGGAAGGGAGGCUUUGGGAAUCAAGCAGGGUAUGAGUGCUGGCUGGGAAGGAGAACCCGAGGAACUGAGUAAUGAGGCGGAAUAUAGUGUCUCAGGGUUUGGGGACCAGUUGAACUGCUGUGUUCAGGAUGGCGCGUGCUCUUAUGAUAUCCCUUGAAUUCCUCUUCAAAGUAUGGAAUAGCUGAGAAAUUGAUUCAAAACCAUUCCCGAUCUCAG
Messenger RNA from Trematosphaeria pertusa, 2510 nucleotides. RefSeq names its product amidase signature enzyme. Lineage: Eukaryota; Fungi; Ascomycota; Dothideomycetes; Pleosporales; Trematosphaeriaceae. The record is from RefSeq and is a predicted model, not a curated record. Bases 213 to 2108 code for a protein of 631 amino acids. The transcript is spliced from 6 exons.